CCCCGCCACCCUAGACAUAUCGAUCAUAUGCUUAUCCUUAUAUCAUAUCAUAUACUUCAUAAUCAACUACUAUAAAUUCACUCUUCUAUGUCCAUAUUUUUCCUCACCCUUCUUUUCCUUCCCACUUCUUUUCUUCUAGUACCAAUUUUUCAAACAUAAAACCAUGAUCACUACCAUAUUGUUUGAUUGUCUUGAAUUUCUUAGUAGAAAAAUAUCAUAUGAAAAAUUAGCAGCAAAAUUCAAAGACACAAAGGCAAUAACCUACAAAGAUGAGGUAGGCAAUAAAAAGAUCAUAUCUCCCCUAACAAGAAAGGCAGUUAGGAAAAGUGUUCGGUUUGCGGAUUCAGAACAAGAUGAAAAGGAUGAGUUGAUGAAAGGAAGAAGAAGCUGUGGUAGUAAUUAUAUUGAUGAAUUAUUAGGAGAAAGAGAAAGGAUGAAUGUUACUAGAGUGAAGGUAAAGAUGACAAAGGAAGAAGCAGCUAAGUUACUGUCAAAAUUUAAAUGCAAAGAAGGAGGAGUUCUUCCAUUCAAGGAUGUUGCUUCUGAACUUAUAGCACUCCCAAUGGACCGAGUUACCAUUCUGUCAACUUGAACCAACAUAUAACCUCUCUAGAAUGAAAUAUAAGAAAAAAUAUUCAAAAAGUCAAAUGUAUUUGGUUCGAGACACCGUAGAACACGGUAUCCAGUGUUAGUGUGUUUCAUUGUGAGUCUUGGGAGUUCCAAAAGUACUUGGACUACACUAUUGUAUAUAUUGUCUACACAUUUUGCAAGAACAGAGAAAUGCUAAUUUGAUAUCUUAUCAAUUUCAAUA
This is a messenger RNA of Medicago truncatula (barrel medic), 811 nucleotides long. RefSeq lists its product as uncharacterized. The transcript has a single exon. The record is from RefSeq and is a predicted model, not a curated record. NCBI's taxonomy places the organism in Eukaryota, Viridiplantae, Streptophyta, Magnoliopsida, Fabales, Fabaceae. Bases 164 to 592 code for a protein of 142 amino acids.